Vollenhovia emeryi is the source of this 1305-nucleotide messenger RNA. RefSeq lists its product as uncharacterized. The record is from RefSeq and is a predicted model, not a curated record. NCBI's taxonomy places the organism in Eukaryota, Metazoa, Arthropoda, Insecta, Hymenoptera, Formicidae. Bases 1 to 1305 code for a protein of 434 amino acids. The transcript is spliced from 2 exons.
AUGUCGAUAGCGCCAUCGCAAAUCAUUUAUCUGCCGAUCAUCACACGGAGUAUUACGGAUCUAACCAUACGCGUUGUCGACCAGAACGGACGAUUGCUCGAUUUUCGUGGAAAAGAGAUUACCGUUAGAUUGCACGAGCCAAUCUUUGACGAUCGCAUCGUCAAGAUUGAGACUCACACAUACAAUCCAUUCGCCAACACAACAUUUGGAUACAGCGAUGAGACACGAAUACCUAUACAACAACAGGAUCUCUAUACGUUGCCACAUGAAAGUUUUCUGUACAUCGAGGGAAAACUAACAACAGCCAAACAAAUCGAAGGAUCUGAUGUAAUACUGGGAAAUAAUUGCGUCGCGUUCAUGUUCGAUGAGAUUCGAUAUGAACUUGACGGCGUGGAGAUUGAUCGUACCAGAAAUGUCGGAAUAACCAGCACGCUCAAGACCUAUGUCUCGACAUCAUUCGAUAAAAUGGUAUCUCUGAAGAAUGCCGGCUGGGAUGUGUCGAACAAUGGGAAGGGAGAUUUCAAUUUUUGCGUACCGCUCAGCAUGCUAUUGGGAUUCUGUGAAGAUUACAAACGCGUGGUGAUUAACGCUCGUCACGAAUUGAUUUUAAUACGAUCGCGCAACGAGAACAAUUGUCUGUUUGGAACUAUAGCACUGGAGCCGCAGCUUGAAAUAUUCAAGAUACAAUGGCGAAUGCCGCAUGUGCUGUUAAACGAGGUGAACAAGCUAUCGAUGCUGCGUGCUUUGGAAAGCGGACAAUACCUUAACAUGGGUUUUCGUUCAUGGGAUCUCUAUGAGUUUCCACUAUUGCAGCGGACGACUAAGCAUUCGUGGGCUAUUAAAACGGCUACUCAGCUCGAGAAACCGUGGUAUGUUAUUUUCGCUCUGCAAACAAAUCGAAAGAAUAUCAUGUCUGAGAAUGUGAGUCAAUUCAAUCACUGCAAAUUGAGCAACGUAAAACUCUAUCUGAACUCGGAAUGUUAUCCAUAUGACGAUAUGAAUCUGGAUUUCGAUAAAAGCAAAUGGUCGAGUCUGUAUGAUGCGUUUUCACGAUUCCGGAAGAGCUAUUGGGGAAACGAUGAUCUUGCAACAGGUCUCACUGUCGACAAUUUUCUAGAAUAUGGUCCGUUUGUGAUCAUCGAUUGUUCUCGACAAAACGAAUCGGUCAAGAGCGCGACUGUGGACGUGAGAUUGGAAUUUGAGUGUAAAGAGAAUGUACAUGCGAAUACCACUGCGUACUGCCUCAUUAUACACGAUCGAGUGGUUCAGUACAACCCGCUAACCAAUGUGCGCAAAAUCACCUAA